Molecule: messenger RNA, 1221 nt
Organism: Cyphellophora attinorum
Lineage: Eukaryota; Fungi; Ascomycota; Eurotiomycetes; Chaetothyriales; Cyphellophoraceae
Product: Peroxisomal membrane protein PEX16
Exons: 2
Coding region: 1-1221 (406 amino acids)
Biological process (GO): peroxisome organization
Cellular component (GO): peroxisomal membrane
Source: RefSeq, a predicted model, not a curated record
AUGGCUGCAUCCUCGCUACGCCAGAGCGCCCGCUCUGCUUUCUCGUCCAUAUCAGCCGCAUCGUCAGAGGUCACGAGAACAGUUCUCAACCUGCCUCACACGUACAGCGAAUAUGUCCAAGACAACCCGUCAUCUGUCUCGAGUGUUGAGUCGUCGAUUCGGUCUCUCACAUAUCUCCUGCCAGGUGUCCGCCUCCACGACUCCGAAAUCGCUGCCGAAUCAGUCAACACCUUUGUGCAACUCCUAUCAAUCUACCAUGAUCAUCUACUGAAGAAGCGCGCAGCAUUCAUCGCAUCGUCUCCUGCCCUUAAACGCGCGCACAGCACAAAGACACCCCAGUCAAAGGCCUCACUACACGCCAAGUACACAACAUUUUGGUCAAAUUCGUCCUCACUGUAUACUAGAAUAGCGACAUGUCUGAAGAUAUCAGAAUACGUUCAGCUGCUUUGCGAGAUGAUGGCACGGCGAAGAGGAGGAGAGCGUGGGCGCUGGCGCAUCGUGGUCUUGAUUGAGUCAUUCAAGGCUAUGUGCCGGCUACUGCUUAUGCGCCUGACCAGUGCUCGGAGCCUGGUGAGCCCGGUCAUGCCAGAACGCGCUGAUUUUGCGCCUCCAGCACCCGAAGAGCCAGUUGAGGAAUUCCCGGAACACAUACCUAGUGAUGAAAACGAAGCUUUCGCCAGCCAAGACGCCUUCCGCAACACCGGAGUCCCCACUCCGCCUUUAUCAGAUUCUGGUAAAGUGCCUUCAGUGUCAGCACGAGAUCCAUUUCCCAUGCCACGGACAGGCACAACACUACCUACACUGCCAACCUCUGAGUCGGUCACGUCAUACCUUCUGUCUCAUGUGCUGACACCAGACGACGUCAAGCCAGCUUAUCAGCUUCUACGACGACUCAGCAGCAUCCAAGCACAGUCCGCCGAAGUGCUUUACAUCUUACGACCACUCAUCUAUGCUCUCAUGAUGCAGAAAAUUGCCCGUGAAGCCGGCCCAGGAGACGGCUACAUCAGUGACCUUGAGCGAGAAGAAUCCAAGAAGCGGAGUGUUGACAUGACGUGGUGGCUCAUGAGAGGUGCUUUCUACGAGAAUGUCACACGGAAGUACGUGCGAAGCGUUCAGACCGGCGUCAGUAAGGUCCCGCUGCUGGGUCCGUUGGUUGCCGGUAUAGUCGAGGACUAUGACAUUUUGUGGGGCGAGUAUCAUUUUUCGACGUCUACUUUAUAA